AUGAUCCACACAGUGACCCCAGAGAUGCACCAGUUCCUCCAUGAGCUUCCAAAGUGUGAGCAUCAUGUCCACUUGGAAGGCACCUUGGGGCCUGAACUCCUUUUCCCCUUGGCUGCUAGAAACAACAUACAACUCCCGGAUCAUUUUCCUAAGACUGUGGAUGAUUUGCAGUACAAAUAUGACAACUUCAAAGAUCUGCAGGACUUUUUGGACUUGUACUAUGUGGGAAUGAGUGUUUUGAUUACUGAGGAUGAUUUCUUCGAACUUGCAUGGGCCUACUUCAGAAAAGCACAUGCAGAUGGCCUACAUCAUGCCGAGACUUUUUUCGAUCCCCAGGGCCACCUCGAGAGAGGUAUCGAUAUGGAGACUGUUGUGAAGGGAUUCAGAAAGGCAUGCGACAAAGCUGAGGCAGAAUUGGGGAUCACGACUAAACUGAUCAUGUGUCUUCUGAGACAUUUGCCAGCUCAAGACGGACUGGACACCAUUGCCUUGGCCAAGCCCUACUACGAGCAGGGACUUAUACAUGGACUUGGUCUGGACUCCUCCGAAAAGCCUUUUCCUCCAGAACUUUUCAAAGAAUGCUAUGAGCAUAUGGCCAAACACCACCCCGAAGUACUUUUGACGGCCCAUGCUGGUGAGGAAGGAGGUCCUGAUUAUAUUCACAACUCUUUGGAUUUAUUGAAAGUCACACGUAUUGAUCACGGUGUCAACUCCAUUAAGGACCCACAGCUGAUUAAGAGGCUUGCGGACAACCAAACAAUGCUGUCAUUGUGUCCGAUGUCGAAUCUGAAGCUCCGUGUUGUGCAAGACAUCGCCGAGUUACCUAUCAAGGAAUGGAUUGAAGCUGGUGUUCCAUUCUCUAUCAACUCUGACGAUCCCGCCUACUUCGGAGGCUAUAUCCUCGAUAAUUACCUUGCAGUUCAAUCGAAGUUUGGUCUAGACGUCCCAACAUGGAAGCUGAUUGCCCAGAAUGGAGUCAAAGGUUCUCACAUUUCCCAGUCUCGUAAGGACGAGCUGUUGCAGCGUAUCGAAGAAGUGUGUUCCAAGUACAUAUUUUGA
This is a messenger RNA of Ogataea parapolymorpha DL-1, 1059 nucleotides long. Its product is annotated as Adenine deaminase. Gene Ontology annotation, cellular component: cytosol; nucleus. Bases 1 to 1059 code for a protein of 352 amino acids. Gene Ontology annotation, biological process: adenine catabolic process; hypoxanthine salvage; purine ribonucleoside monophosphate biosynthetic process. Gene Ontology annotation, molecular function: adenine deaminase activity. The record is from RefSeq and is a predicted model, not a curated record. The transcript has a single exon. NCBI's taxonomy places the organism in Eukaryota, Fungi, Ascomycota, Pichiomycetes, Pichiales, Pichiaceae.